CCUUAGACACACUAACAACAACAUAUCUCUAUGCGAAAAUUUUGUACAAAAAAUUUGUAGUUUCUGCCUUGAAAGAUGCUCUUUUAAACACGAUACGAGAAAUGGAAAUGUCUACGAUAAAAGAUGGGGAGUAUACGUCCACAAUUUAUUCACUGAUAAAAGGUCAGAAAUUUGCAGAGGCAACGAACUAUCUUUCUCUGGAGCUAGAAAAUCAUCCUAAGUCGCGAGCUGCCUUGUCAUUAUUAGGAUAUUGCUAUUUUCAGCAGCAAAACUUUGAAAAUGCUGCCGAAUGUUAUGAGCAGCUUAUUCAGAUUAACCCAGAAGUUGACGAAUACAAACUUGCAUAUGCCCAGUCUCUGUACAAAGCUUUCAAAUACCCAGAAGCGACCAAAGCGACAUUUCAAAUUGAGAAUCCAGCGUAUCAAUCACAGGUGCUGAAGUUACAAGCUGCUAUAAAAUAUGGUGAGGAAGAUCUCCAGGGUGCCAAGAGCAUGGUUGAGCAAUGUGCUGGAGAUGAUCCUGAUGUUGAGAUAAAUCUAGGUUGCCUGCUAUACAAGGAAAAGCGAUAUUCUGAAGCAUGCCAGAAAUUUUCUUCGGCUAUGAAUGUUCUUGGGUACCAACCGGGUAUGUUAAAAAACUUCGCAAAAAAAUGUGGUCAAUCAGUUCGUGUGUUGACACUGCCGAAGGUGAAACGGCCCAAUUUAACUUCUGUUUUGCAAUCGUUCCUAGAUCUUUCCUAUAAUAUAGCGUUGUGUUUCUACAGCAUGAAGCAAUAUGCCCCUGCUUUGAAACACAUCGCAGAUAUCAUUGAAAAAGGCAUUCGUGAACACCCAGAAUUGAGCGUUGGAAUGACCACGGAAGGAAUCGAAGUGCGAAGCGUUGGAAACACCAAGGUUCUUCACGAGACUGCGUUAGUCGAAGCGUUUAAUCUCAAGGCUGCCAUUGAAUACCAACUCAAGAACUACGAAGCCGCCCAGGAAGCGCUCACAGAUAUGCCUCCGAGAUCAGAAACUGAACUUGAUGCAGUAACGUUGCAUAACCAAGCUUUAAUGAACAUGGAGGUGAACCCAACCACGGGCUUUGAAAAACUCCAAUUUCUGUUACAACAAAAUCCAUUUCCACCAGAAACCUUUGGAAAUCUAUUGCUUUUGUAUGUGAAAUAUCAGUACUACGAUCUAGCCGCUGACGUACUGGCCGAAAAUGCUCAUUUAACAUACAAGUUUUUAACACCUUAUCUGUAUGAAUUUCUUGACGCUACGAUCACAAGACAAACGUCGCCUGAGGAGGCAUUUCGAAGUUUCGAUGAAAUGGCAACAAAACAAACCGAACAAUUAAGAAAACUAACGAAACAGGUCCAGGAGUCACGACAGAAUCACGAUGAUGAAGCUGUGAAGAAAGCUGUGAACGAAUAUGACGAGGCCUUGGAAAGAUAUAUUCCGAUCUUAAUGGCUCAAGCAAAGAUCUACUGGGAUUUAGAAAACUAUCCACAAGUUGAAAAGAUAUUCCGAAAGUCUGUGGAGUUUUGCAACGAACACGAAGUAUGGAAACUGAAUGUAGCGCAUGUGCUGUUUAUGCAGGAAAAUAAGUACAAGGAGGCGAUUGGAUUCUAUGAACCAAUCGUGAAGAAGCAUUAUGACAAUAUACUUAGUGUAAGUGCGAUCGUGCUGGCCAAUCUUUGUGUCUCGUACAUUAUGACGAGUUGCAACGAAGAGGCGGAGGAACUGAUGAGGAAGAUCGAGAAGGAAGAGGAACAAGUUGCUUAUGAUGACCCGGAAAAGAAGAUCUUCCAUCUUUGUAUCGUCAAUCUUGUUAUUGGAACUCUUUACUGUGCAAAGGGAAACUAUGAGUUUGGGAUGUCACGAAUUAUUAAGAGCGUGGAGCCGUACAACAAGAAGCUCGGCACGGAUACUUGGUACUAUGCAAAGAGAUGUUUCAUAAGUUUGCUGGAAAACAUGGCUAAACAUAUGAUCAUGUUACGAGACAGUAUCACGCUAGAAAUUAUCCAAUUUUUGGAACAUUGUGAAGUUUAUGGUCGUAACAUACCAGGUUUGGUUGAACAGCCAUUGGAAGAAGAGAAAUUGCAUCCAGGCAGAAACACUGUGACGUAUGAAGCUCGAUUGCUGAAGAGUCUAUUUAUAAAAUUAAAAUAGAACGUUACUCAAUCUGUAUAUACAUGUACAGUAAUCCUGUAAUGCAAUUGAAAUGGUUUUUCAAAUGUUUCUGUUAAUGCUCUGGAAAAAGUGCUAUGCGUCGUGGUUAACCUAAAAAAUAUGGAAACCUAAGGAAGACACCACGCAUGCGCUAAGUAAAGUACGUACUGAAUAAAAACUAAUACUGUAAACAUGUUUUGUAAAUAUACACUUUUAACAUUAAAUUAUU
Molecule: messenger RNA, 2379 nt
Organism: Dendronephthya gigantea
Lineage: Eukaryota; Metazoa; Cnidaria; Anthozoa; Malacalcyonacea; Nephtheidae
Product: tetratricopeptide repeat protein 30A-like
Exons: 27
Coding region: 102-2150 (682 amino acids)
Biological process (GO): intraciliary transport
Cellular component (GO): axonemal microtubule; intraciliary transport particle B
Molecular function (GO): intraciliary transport particle B binding; protein binding
Source: RefSeq, a predicted model, not a curated record